Molecule: messenger RNA, 3488 nt
Organism: Orbicella faveolata
Lineage: Eukaryota; Metazoa; Cnidaria; Anthozoa; Scleractinia; Merulinidae
Molecular function (GO): calcium ion binding
Source: RefSeq, a predicted model, not a curated record
AUGACGGCGUUUUUUCUACAGACACCAUGCUCAAGUUUUCCGUGUCGAAACGGUGCAAAGUGCGUUCCCAAUUACGGUGAAAAUCAAUAUUAUUGUGACUGCACUCCCGGCUACAAUGGAAGAUAUUGCGAAACAGAUAUCAACGAAUGUUUCAGUAAUCCCUGUUUAAACGGAGGAACGUGUGUUGACCAAGUUAAUGAAUAUCUCUGUAACUGCCAAGAUGGAUAUGGCGGAGUGCACUGUCAAACUAAUAUCAACGAAUGCUCCAGUAAUCCCUGUUUAAACGGAGCGACGUGUAUUGACCAACUUUAUGGAUAUCUCUGUAACUGCCAAAAGUAUGCUAAAUAUUGUAGUGAUGGGACGAUUUCACUCCUUCACACCAUCACUCCUUCACUCCAUCACUCCAUCACUCCUUCACUGGGUCACUGUCCUGUUAGAAAUUUGGAACCCGGAGGGAACUCCCACAUGAGGAGAUCAAACCAAGAUCAGCUGGUUACGCUUUUCCUUGGUUCAACAAUGACUACAAUUUACUGUCAUAUGGGAGACUUUGGAUGUGGAGAUGGGGGAUGGACGCCAGUCAUGAAAAUGGAUGGAAGCAAGAGUACCUUUCAUUACAACUCAGCAUACUUGAGCGAUACAAACUCCUACAACGCACCGGCAUGGGAGACUGGGUUUGACACUCAAGAGGCCAAGUUACCGACCUACUGGAACACACCCUUCUCAAAGAUCUGUCUCGGUAUGAAGAUCGGCCAACAGAUCAAAUUCGUUGCCAUGAGCAAGCAGGCUAGUUCUCUGCACUCACUGAUCGCUGAUGGCCAACUGACGCCUUACCUCACUGGGCCGCGACACAUGGAUCUCACUGAUGGGUUCAUAUGCCUCCUUACAAUCCGGAUAAUUGGAUUUGGAACAGGAGGGCGACAUAACGAUGCUAGCACGUGUGGAAACCAAGAUCAAACAGCCAUAGGAUAUAUCUUGGCGAGGACGCAACUUCCACAUGUUCGGCAGCAGGUUUCACAACAGCUGGGAGGUCUGUUUGUGGCACUGAUUGCAGGGGCUCAGUUGCUGGUUUUGCAACAGAGUGGAAAUCUGACCGCGGCAGUUCAGCUGCUUGUUUCACAACAGGCAGAGAAUCUGAUUGCCGCACCAUUCGCAGCUGACGGCGACUUCUUCGCAUUCCAAAGCCAUCUUGACGGCAGCCAUGGUUUGAAGGGCAGAGUUAAUGUACGCGGGGGAAAUCAAAUAUCUUACGGCAACUUUGCGGUUGACAAGUUUCACCGUCUUCAAGUAUCAGUUGGGUCAUCGACUGUGGUGUCCAACUACACUGAGUGCGCUCUGAGCUGUGUCAACAUUCCGCCAUGUUCUUCGUUUAAUGUGGCCUCAUCUCCUCGUUCAGACGGAAAAUACCGAUGUCAGUUGUUAAACGAAGACAAGUACUCGUCAAACUCAGGCCAGCUGGUCAGCUCACAGGAUUACCACCAUUACAGCAUCAAGACAGGAUGCUCGAGCUCACCUUGUCAAAACGGUGCAAAGUGUGUUCCCAAUUACAGUGAAGACAAAUACCAAUGUGAUUGUGUUCCCGGCUACACAGGAAGACACUGCAAGACAGAUAUCGACGAAUGUUCCAGUAAUCCCUGCUUAAACGGAGGAACGUGUGUUGACCAGGUUAAUGGAUAUCUCUGUAACUGCCAAGAUGGAUACGGUGGAGUGAAUUGUCAAACUGAUAUCAACGAAUGUUCCAGUAAUCCCUGUUUAAACGGAGCAACGUGCAUUGACCAAGUUAACGGUUAUGUUUGUAACUGCCAACCUGGAUAUCAGGGAGUCCAUUGUCAAACUAAUAUCAACGAAUGCUCCAGUAAUCCCUGUAUAAACGGAGGAACGUGUGUUGACCAGGUUAACGGAUUUGUUUGUAACUGCCAACCUGGAUAUCACGGAGUCCAUUGUCAGGCUAAUAUCAAUGAAUGUUCCAGUAAUCCCUGUUUAAACGGAGGAACGUGUGUUGACCAAGUUAAUAGAUAUAUCUGUAACUGCCAAGAUGGAUACGGUGGAGUUCAUUGUCAGACUAAUAUCAACGAAUGUUCCAGUAAUCCCUGUUUAAACGGAGCAACGUGUAUUGACCAAGUUAACGGAUAUGCUUGUAACUGCCAACCUGGAUAUCAGGGAGUCCCUUGUCAAACUAAUAUCAACGAAUGUUCCAGUAAUCCCUUUUUAAACGGAGGAAUGUGUGUUGACCAAGUUAAUAGAUAUGUUUGUAACUGCCAGCCUGGAUACAUAGGAAGUCGCUGCCAAUCACAGUUAUCGUCCUCAUGGCAGGAGUAUACGCCUGCAUGGUGUGGACACGGCAAUAGGGAGUUAAUACAACUUGGAGGUGGUAUUACAGAGGCGGAAUGCAAACAACGAUGUUCAAAUUGUGCGGCCAUUGAGUACUGGUCUGGACCAACGAAAGUUUGUUACAAGUGUCUUGAUCACACAAAGCGGACACCAUUUACUAACACUAAUGAUGGGGCGUACCCACCUCACGUGUUUAUAAGGAUGUGAUCCCCCAUUUCGCGCUAUCCGUUGCACGUCUCCUGAGAGACUGGAACGGGGUGGCGCAUGGUUUGUUUUUAUCAUCCAAACCUAGAUGGCGUCGCGUAUACGCCAUAUUGGACAACUGAUGAUGAAAAGCUGUCCCUGCAUGUAAACAAGAUAUAAAUUCAAGUAGUUAUUUCCGUAUGGCACGCGCACAGGUGCGAGCUUCUCGUGUAAACACCCCCUUAAUUUAUUCCGAAAUUGAAACGCAAAUACUCCAUGGGUUUAAGCUUAUCAGUUUAGAUUUAGCUCUUAAAAAUAAAUUACUUCUUUCAGAUGAAAGCUUGUCGUAUGUUUUUAGUCGUUUCUGCUGUAGGGAUCAGGGGAAAUUUUAUUAUUGAAUUUGUUUUCUGUUUCAUAUCGUUAUGUUUUAGGGCUCAGUUACCGGAAAGUAUUUGCUGUCCACCAUAUAACUUAAAAACAAACAUUUGUGAAAUGCCAGGUCCUUCCAAUCCAGAUAAUUUUCUAUGCGGCCCCGUGAAAAUAGUCCACCAAAAGCCUUCCGACGAAUAUUACUUAACAAACCUUCUAAAUAUCAUAUUCUCUAACCUUUUCCUAAUCUGUAACUUUGCCAAGCUUAGCUUAAUUGUUUAUGCUAACAGGAAAUUUGGAGGGUGGCUUUAGAUCUAGAUGUUUCAAAUUUCGAACGUCAUAUUGAGUGAUAAUUUCAUUUAACGAAAGCCUUUUUGCAAAUUUGUUAGUAAACUUUGCCUACAAGUCAAGCUAAAUUAUUCACGUCAUGCUAAUAACGAAAUUGUGAGAGCGGUCUAGCUCGAUUUUUAAUCAAGGCCUGAUGUUUGGCGCAGACUUUUAAUAAUUUUUUGUUUUGUUUUCAAUGUCGAUGAAUUUCAUAGGUGUUAGAAUCUGGUAGUGAUACUGCAGAUUGAAGUAAGUUUAACAAAUGAUGAUAACUUGGCGUU